This is a messenger RNA of Octopus sinensis (East Asian common octopus), 1021 nucleotides long. Its product is annotated as charged multivesicular body protein 2a. Gene Ontology annotation, biological process: endosome transport via multivesicular body sorting pathway; protein transport; late endosome to vacuole transport. Bases 1 to 663 code for a protein of 220 amino acids. Gene Ontology annotation, cellular component: ESCRT III complex; multivesicular body. The transcript is spliced from 5 exons. NCBI's taxonomy places the organism in Eukaryota, Metazoa, Mollusca, Cephalopoda, Octopoda, Octopodidae. The record is from RefSeq and is a predicted model, not a curated record.
AUGGAUUGGCUGUUUGGUCGCAAGAAGACGCCAGAGCAGAUGCUGCGUCAGAAUCAACGUGCUUUAAACAGAGCCAUGCGAGAUUUGGACCGAGAAAGAAAUAAAAUGGAAUCUGAUGAGAAAAAGAUUAUAAAUAACAUAAAGAAAAUGGCAAAAGAAGGACAAAUGGAUGCUGUAAAAAUCAUGGCCAAAGAUUUGGUGCGUACGAGGCGAUAUGUCAAGAAGUUUAUUUUAAUGAAGGCCAAUAUUCAAGCUGUCUCACUGAAAAUCCAAACACUACGCUCUAAUAAUGCCAUGGCCCAAGCAAUGAAAGGUGUUACACGAGCUAUGCAAACUAUGAACAAGCAGCUGAAGUUACCUCAGAUUCAAAAGAUCAUGAUGGAAUUUGAGAAACAGUCUGAGAUGAUGGAUAUGAAGGAAGAAAUGAUGAACGAUGCCAUUGAUGAUGCAAUGGGAGAAGAUGAUGAAGAAGAAACUGAUGCAAUUGUAGCACAAGUUCUUGAUGAAUUAGGUCUACAGAUGUCAGAGGAACUAUCUGGACUACCCAGUGCCAGUGGCACUCUGGCUCCUGGAGCUAAACAACAAGCUCAGGCAGCAGCAGCAGGAGUCAACGAUGCAGAUGCUGACUUAGAAGCCCGUUUAGAGAACCUUCGACGACAGUAAAAUGCAAUGAUAUAUGAGUGUAUGAAUGCAUAUGUUUGUUUGUGACAAGAUUUGAGUUGGUUGAAGUUUCUUUUUGUUAUUUCACUGAAUGAAUGUGUGUGUGUAUGUGCAUAUACACACAUGCAUACACACACACACACACACACACAACACACACACACUAAAACCAACCUUUCACAUUUUCUAACUUAAAGUUUCUCAUUGCUAAUUUGUUACUAUAAGUUUGGGAAUGUGAAGUGUCAGCUUUAUUGAAUAUGUCAUAAUACUACUCUACACAUGCACACAUGUGUAUAUGAAUAUAUAUUUACAUAUACAUAUUCACACGUGCACAUACAUUUGUACAUAUUUAUUUACAAAU